AAUGACCCAAAUUUCUCCUUGUUAACUUCCUCUUUACAGCAAUUCCAGCCCAGACACGUACCUGUGAUGCUCUCACGGACCUCUGCGGUCCAGGAGCAUUGCUGGGGGUGUGUGGUGUGUGUGCUGUGAGUCUCCUGGUUGUCUGAGCAACGACGAUGUUCAUCACCAACUCCAGGGAUAAUUAACUCAUUUUCCUGUAUUUAUAGCAAUCCAAUGCAGGGACUGUUGGCACUUAUCCCUGAUGGGACCACAUUUGGCUACAACAUCUUCAAUUUUGGCUGCUUCUUGCAGUACAGCAGCUUUGUCAUCCCUGCUGCCUGAUCAUUAAGCCUGAAAGCAGGCAGCUCGUUAAGGCAGUAAGGGCAGAGGUGCCUGGGGGUGAACCAUCAGCAGCUCCCCGAGCGGGGCUGCCGGUGGAUGCUCACCUCUGUGUGCCCUGCUCCUGCUCUGCCAGCGCGGGGGAAGUUGGCAGCAGCAUUCUCAUCUCCAGGUGCCUGCAGAUGCCUGGGCUAAUGCAGUGUAGCUCCCGGCUCAGCUGCCAGCAAGGAGAAAUUUUGCUGCUCCAGGGUUUUUGUUGCAGGGUUGUGAUGCAAAGAGGAGCUGGAGCGUCCUGACUCGGCACCGCGGCGGCGGGAGACCUGUGGGGAAAGACAAGGAGCUUCUUCUCUGCAUCCGGGCAUGUGUUUGCCAGGUACCUUCCCAUCAGCUGGGACAAAUCCAGACCUGGACAAGGGGCUUGUUCCUCCCAGAUGGCCAUCAAACAGCUCGGGGAUGAGCGACGAGCGGCUCCCCACAUCUCCCUGCUGCCCCACCAUGGAGGGGGACAGCAACGUCUCGGCCCCUGGCUGCCCCGAGCGCUGGGUGGAGCCCCGGUUCACGCGAGCAGCCAUGGUGCGGGUGACCAUCACGGCCAUCCUCUUCGUGCUGGCGGCGGGCAGCAACGCGGCGGUGCUGGGCAGCCUGCUGAGGAAGAGGAGGAAGUCCCACGUGCGGCCGCUGAUCCUCAGCCUGGCGCUGGCUGACCUGCUGGUGACGGUGGUGGUGAUGCCGCUGGAUGCGGCGUGGAACGUGACGGUGCAGUGGUACGGGGGGGAUUUCUCCUGCAAGCUCCUCAACUUCCUCAAGCUCUUCGCCAUGUACGCGGCCGCGCUGGUGCUGGUGGUCAUCAGCCUGGACCGGCACGCGGCCGUCCUCCAGCCCUUCUCCCGCGCUCGCCGCCGCAAUGGUCUGCUGCUCCGUGCUGCUUGGGUCGGCAGUGUGCUCCUGGCCUUGCCCCAGCUUUUCCUGUUCCACCUGCACACAGUCCCAGGAGGGAACUUCACCCAGUGUGUUACUCACGGCAGCUUCCGAGCACACUGGGAGGAAACCAUCUACAACAUGUUCACCUUCACUACCCUCUACAUCACCCCCCUGAGCGUCAUGAUUAUUUGCUACAUCCAGAUCAUUUGGGAGAUCACUAAGCAGCUAAAGAUCAACAAAGGUUUGAUAACUCAAAAUGACCACAUCUCCAAGGCACGCAUGAAGACUCUCAAGAUGACCAUAGUGAUCGUGGCCACCUUCAUCAUCUGUUGGACCCCAUACUACCUCCUGGGCUUGUGGUACUGGUUCCAGCCAGCCAUGAUCCAGAAGAUGCCAGAGUAUGUCAACCACAGCUUCUUUCUCUUUGGCUUGCUGCACACAUGCACUGACCCCAUCAUUUAUGGGCUGUACACCCCCUCCUUUCGGGAGGACGUGCAGUUGUGUCUCAGGGGCAUCGAAACUGCCAUUACCAGGCACGAGAAGCACAAACCUGUGCCAGUCUCAGAGAAGAACAUCAAAGAUGAUGCUGCUAAUGGUGGAGUGGCAUCAGGAGGCUCCAAUGGGACAACUGUCAACACAGUCUGCUGAAGAGAGGUACCCAGAAGGAGAUGGGAGACACAGCUUUGGGAGCUGCUUUGUCCCAUAGAAUCAUUCUGGAGACUGUCAUAAGGAGGUUUGCCACCCAGCUUUGGUCAGUGAGGG
Dryobates pubescens (Downy woodpecker) is the source of this 2001-nucleotide messenger RNA. RefSeq names its product gonadotropin-releasing hormone II receptor. Gene Ontology annotation, biological process: G protein-coupled receptor signaling pathway. Lineage: Eukaryota; Metazoa; Chordata; Aves; Piciformes; Picidae. Bases 679 to 1887 code for a protein of 402 amino acids. The transcript is spliced from 4 exons. Gene Ontology annotation, molecular function: peptide binding; gonadotropin-releasing hormone receptor activity. Gene Ontology annotation, cellular component: membrane. The record is from RefSeq and is a predicted model, not a curated record.